AUUUAUUUUUCUGUUUUUUCUCCUCAGUCCACACGGUCUCAAUAUCUUUAAUGCAACGCUACCAUUGUUGAUUCUUCAUACAACAAAAAUACAAACAAAAUUUUAUUUAAUGAAAAAGUAGCGAUUAGAUGAGGAUUUAAAAUUAAAAUAUUGGUCUUAUUCCAUUUCUUUGCCUGUCAAAAGAUCUCCCUUUCUACCUCCUCUAUUCUAUCCUAUCCCCGAUUCUGCAUUUUCAACAUUUUCUCGGGAACCAAACGGUCCCUUAAUUUCUUUUUAUAGUCAUGUGGGUGGAGAUCCUCUGCGGUUUAAUUGCUUACAAGCUUUUCCGGUGCUUUUUUUCCGACAGCGACGACGUUUUGGAGCUCGAGUCCUCCGAUACCACCGCUCUUUUCAACGUCGCCAAUAGACUUGAAAAGCUUUAUGGAGGAAAGGUGUAUGCAGGGCUUCGAAUCCCUGACGCUGAUACUGGUUCACGACAGAAUGUCGAUAUGGUUCUUGUUACCAAAGGGGAGGCAGUGGUGAUUUCUGUCAAGAAUUUCUCGGGACUUGUAUCAAUCACUGGCGAUGGCAGCUGGGUUUGUGAAGGUCAUGGCAAACACAAACCAGAGCAUCAUCCUGACCCUGUAGAGGAGGCCAAGAAACAAGCUUCAGUUCUCGAGUCUUAUCUUGAACAAAGGGGAGUUGCUCUGCCAGAAGGAUAUUUAUCUUACAAAGUUGUGCUUCCCAAUCCAAAGUUCUGGACCAUUCACCCGAGCAAUUUUCCAUCUGAGGUCAUUACCCAUGAUCAAUGGGUACAGCUGAAACCAGAACCCAAAAGUAUGUUGUCUGGUUGGAUAAAGGGUGCCUUUCGUGGUGCAAAGAAAGAGAUGCAAGAAUCUAUACAUGAGAAGCUUAAUUUCAUUCUCAGCACAGCACCAAUGUGGGAUAGGUUGGAGCUUAAAGGUAACAAGUAUGUUUUAGGAGAAUUUUUGGAAUUUAAAGGGAAGCAAGAAGAUAUCACAGCUCUUAGAGGCAUCAAGAGAUCAAAAGUUAGUCAGUUUAUUGUCCAAAAGACGAGUAUGUUUGGACUAGCUCAUUCAAAGCUUCAGGUUUUGUACUCUGCUCGAGAUUACCGAAGUGAAGGGACCUCAACAUCCGAAUGGAACGAAGCAACUGUAAGGUCAAGCACGGAGGUCGUAUUUCAACCAGAGAACUCUAGAAAAGUCCGGAAAUUCAAGCUUUCUUCAAUUAUAUCCAUGUCUCUAAGCGCCUGAAGAUGCUUCUGCUGAGUAUGUACUUAACUACUGGAACAUGCUACUGGUGGUAGCUGUGAUGCAACCUAGAACUGCCUUCUAAUAUGGAAGUGUGCCUAGUGUUGUACUUCGUAAGGUAAUAUUGCGUGUACAGUGUUAAGAAUUGGAAUAAUUUAGCUUGAUAGAAGAUCAAUUUUGAAGAAUCCAAAUACAGAAACAUUUAAUUUUAAAUCUUGUAUGUCAUGUUAUCUAUAAAAACUAAUUUAAUCUACACCUUAUUUUCA
This is a messenger RNA of Ricinus communis (castor bean), 1516 nucleotides long. RefSeq lists its product as uncharacterized. The transcript is spliced from 7 exons. Lineage: Eukaryota; Viridiplantae; Streptophyta; Magnoliopsida; Malpighiales; Euphorbiaceae. The coding region runs from base 282 to 1253 and encodes 323 amino acids. The record is from RefSeq and is a predicted model, not a curated record.